Molecule: messenger RNA, 1064 nt
Organism: Arachis ipaensis
Lineage: Eukaryota; Viridiplantae; Streptophyta; Magnoliopsida; Fabales; Fabaceae
Source: RefSeq, a predicted model, not a curated record
CAGGGAGAAAUGGUUGACAAGCUGCAAGUGCAGAUAAAAAAAUCACUGCAUCAUGUGGAGAUCAAUGUCUCACAGACAAAGGGAUACGAAAAGCACGUAAUUGUUGAUUUGUUCAACGGAACAUAUGCCAAGACGAUAAAUAACUCCCUGCCUUGUAGCCCAGAUAACUGCCAAGCAAUCGUAUUGUAUGAGGCGGAAAAGCUAUCAAUAGAAUCGUUGUUGUAUAUUAAGUGGCAACUAGAAAAGUAUAAAGGAUGUAAUAAGGUGUUCUUUUGUUGUUCCGACGAAUCUAAGCUCCACCCUAUUAAACUACUUUGCACCACUCUCCGCCUUUCUCCACCUUCAUCCCAAGAGAUUCUUCGGAUUUUGGAACAUAUCGGAGAGAAAGAAGGCAAACAAUUAUCACGGGGCUUACUCAAUAAGAUUAUUUUCCGGUCAAGAAACAAUCUCCGCCAAGCCAUUCGUUCAUUGGAAGCAACUUGCCGAAAUAAGGAUAUCCUCGGAGAAGAAGAUUUAAUUUUAACAGGAUGGGAAUAUGAUAUUUUGAUUAUUUCCAAAAGUAUGCUGGAAGAGCAAAGUCCAAGACAAUUGUAUCUCAUUCGUAGAAAGCUGCAAAGUCUAAUGAUUCACGACGUUUCCGCUGAGUUCGUUUAUAAGUCGUUGGUAGAACACUUAACAACUUUGAUUGAUGCCUCACUGCGUUCGGGGGUGGCCAAACUCGACAUGAAGUACAAGAAAGUUAGCAUGAUUGAAUUUGAACCACAGAAGAGACAUAGUCCUCAUCAAAACAAACAAGGGGAAUCCAAUAAUGAAAAACACCAUGAAUCAAGAAAGAGGAAAGCAAUAAUAAAUUACUUGAAAGUUGAAGAGUUUAUUGCAAAAUUCAUGAGCUGGUACAAGAAUUCAACUACAGGAAAGUAUUAGGCAAGUCCAAAUGUGGAGUGCGAUCGGUAAUGUCAAAGACAUUUGGUUGGUUCUUUGCAAGUGUCUAGGAAUUUACAUUAAAUGGAAAAUAUUAUGGGCCAUCAAAUAGAUAUUUUUCUCGCAUCUUUUAAUUUGUUAUC